AUGGAUCAUCCCAAUCCUCCUGUCGACACAUCUCGUCGACCUGCAUCUGACUUCGACGAGACUUCUACUAGCAUCCAUCCCACCUCGGAGAUCCCUGCUACCAGUGGAUCUCCCAACUCUCCUCGAACUCGCUCAAGCUCUGUAGAAGGUCCGUUUGGAUUUGGAUACUCGGGUUAUCGAUCUCCACUCAGUGAUUUCGUCUUCUCCACUCCAUCUGACCCGGGAUCCAGCAUUCCAAUUGAUCCUACACUGGAUACUGACUGGGACCCUGACACAGAUCACCGCGACCCUUUUCAGUCAUCUGAUCCAUACGCAAUGGGAGGAACAACCCCAUUCCAAGACCCGGAGGUCUUCCCCUCCUCCUCCAUGAACCCUGUCCAAACUGUUGGCCGUACCGAUCUGCCUUCUGACCCAUCGGGUAAGUACACUCCUGAGCAGUUUGCACGAAUCUUGGCAUUUAUAAGGAACCUCCGGCGUGCGCUGGGUGCAUUGCAUGACCCAGUCGCCGCGGACUUCCUAAAUGACCCCCAUGCCAUUCGUCACUACCCCCAUCUGCUUUCUCGGCAACAGCAUGAACGUGAGCGACGGAAUCGCGAGAAGAACAUGGCUGAAAAGAAAACCACAGAGGCCGAAAGACGGCCAAUGGACCCUGAGCAGUUGGCUUCCCCCGGUCCUGCCCAACCUUCCCCGCGAGAAUCGAGUGCACCUGAGUCUUCUCUCCGCGACACUCCAGCUCAAAGCGCGUCUGGAACUUCCCCACGUGAGUCGAGUGGACCUGAGUCUUCUCUCCCCGACACUCCAGCCCAAGGCGAGUUUGGACCCUUCCCACGUGAGUCGAGUGCACCUGAGUCUUCUCUCCGCGACACUCCAGCUCAAAGCGCGUCUGGAACUUCCCCACGUGAGUCGAGUGCACCUGAGUCUUCUCUCCUCGACACUCCAGCCCAAGGCGAGUCUGGACCUUCGCCACGUGAAUCGAAUGCACCCGAGUCUUCUCUCCCCGACACUCCAACUCAAGGCGAGUUUGGACCCUCUCCACGUGAAUCGAGCGCACCUGAACCUUCUCUUCCCCACACUCCAGCUCAAGGCGCACCUGAGUUGUCCCCCCAGAACACUCCAGCUCAGGACGCACCUGGAUCAAGCCAGACCACGCAGUCUGAAGAUGAAGCAUCCGACGAACCGGCCCGGAAGCGUGCUCGAUACACUAUCGAACCCAAGAGCCCAACUCCAGGGCCAUCAACCAUCACCUCUGCCUCUGCCCCGACUCAGCGUCGCGGCACCUCAUCCCGGGUGAAGACCACCCCCUCAUCUUCCUCAGCUGCCCGUGGCCGUUCUAGCCGCCAGUCUACCCCCGCGGCUACUCCAUCCUCCAGCCGUCGUUCAGGAGCAAGCACCAAGACCGAAGGUGCCACCCCAGGACCUUCUGGGGCUAAUACCGCUGCUUCCUCUCGCCGUCUGCACAACUCCGACAUCAUCUUGUCUGCGAACAAGGUCGGAAGGGGCAACCCAACCCCCCGUUCCUGGGACACCGCCUUGUUCGCAGACAAGAUGAUGUCGCAGAUGAAGCAGACCACCAAGAUGUCCUGGCGCGACAUCGCGGAGGCCUGGAAUGCGAACCUCGGCGCGGGCAGCGAGGAGAUGAACCCGCGUGGUCUCACCAAACGCUGGCACCGUAUCCAGCACAGCAUUGGUGUCUGGCCCGGCUUCGAUGAAGCCCUUCUUGAGGCCGUCGCCGGGUUCGACGGCGAGCUGGAUGAGGCCGGCUUCGCGCAGAUCGCGGAGCAGCUCUCCGCUGAGCUUGGGUGGGAGGUUUCUGCCGCGGCCUGCCAGGGCCAAUACAAGGUCCUGAAGGCCGCGGGCAGGGUGGAUGUGAAGGGAAAGGGAAGGGCAAAGUAA
This is a messenger RNA of Penicillium griseofulvum, 1893 nucleotides long. RefSeq lists its product as uncharacterized. Bases 1 to 1893 code for a protein of 630 amino acids. Lineage: Eukaryota; Fungi; Ascomycota; Eurotiomycetes; Eurotiales; Aspergillaceae. The transcript is spliced from 2 exons. The record is from RefSeq and is a predicted model, not a curated record.